Cuscuta campestris is the source of this 3119-nucleotide messenger RNA. NCBI's taxonomy places the organism in Eukaryota, Viridiplantae, Streptophyta, Magnoliopsida, Solanales, Convolvulaceae. The record is from the annotation of a GenBank genome assembly.
CUUGUUUUUUUUGAAAUGUGAUAAAUAUUUAGGGGGUAGGGAGUAUAUAUAGAGUAAUAAACUUACCGGUUCACGAGCUCAUUCACCCAUUCACAUCACUCGGAAUCAUUUUCAUGUUCUUUAUUGCACUGUAUCAUCGUCUUCAACCUCUCCAGCCCCAGCUCAGAGUCUCAACCACCGCACUCAUUCAUGGCAUCUUCCUCACCCACCGCAAGCUCACAUCUUUUCACUCCCAAAACGAUCCUUACCCAAACCCCACUUCUCCUUCCUCUCCCUCCCAGUGCACCUCUCUCGUCCAAAGAGUCUGCUCUCUGGUUUGCGAUUCUUAUAACAAUCGAGAAAACACCCACUCUCCCAAAUUGAUACUGCCCGUCGAUAUCGAGACAUUGACUCCAGAACAGUGCAUCACCGUCGUGGCUUCUCUGGCCGAUGAGGCGGGCUCAAUGGCCGCGUUGGGUUUCUUUCAUCGCGCAAUCGAGUGCCCGAAAUUCAGGAACUUUAUGCGGCUUUACAUAGUUUCAUCAAUGUGCUUGAUGAGGAAUGAGAAUUUUGAGAGGGCCCACGAAGUCAUACACUGCAUGGUCAAGAAUUUUGGCGAGAUUGGGAUGUUGAAGGAGGCUGUAGAUAUGGUUUUUGAGAUGUGUAACCAAGGAUUGGUUUUUACUGCGAGGACUUUGAACUGUAUUGUUAUUGUUUCCGGGAGAGUGGGGCGUAUAGAGAUCGCCGAGAAGGUGUUUGAGGAAAUGUGUGAAAGAGGUCUUUGUCCAGAUGCUAUGUGUUUUAAGUCGAUGGUUGUUGCUUACUGUAGGUUAGGGAGAGCUGUGGAUGCGGAUAGAUGGAUGAGCGCAAUGCUGGAAAAGGGUUUUAUCGUGGACAACGCGACCUGUACAUUAAUUGUGAGUGUGCUUUGUCAGAAGGGAUUUGUGAAUAGGGCAUUUUGGAUCUUCAAUAGGUUAACUGAACUGGGUUUUUCUCCAAACUUGAUAAACUUUACUUGUUUGAUAGAUGGUCUGUCUAGGAGGGGCAGUGUUAAGCAAGCAUUCGAGUUGCUAGAGGAAAUGGUCGCGAAAGGCUGGAAGCCGAACGUGUUUACACAUACAGCAUUGAUCCAUGGUCUCUGUACCAAGGGGUGGACUGAAAAGGCAUUCAGGCUUUUCCUGAAACUUGUGAGGAGUGACACUUACAAGCCAAACGUGCAUACGUAUACAGUAAUGAUCACAGGAUACUGCAAAGAGGAAAAACUGAGUCGCGCCGAGAUGCUUCUGAGUAGGAUGCAGGAACAAGGAUUGGCCCCAAAUGCUCAAACUUAUACUUCUCUCAUUGAUGGGUAUUGCAAAGCAGGAAACUUCACACGUGCUUAUGAGUUGAUGGAAGUCAUCAAGAACAACAGACUCUCACUCGGUAUGGCUACAUACAAUUCAGUCAUUGAUGGACUCUUUAAAAAGGGAGAGGUUCGAGAAGCAUAUGAAUUGCUGGAUGAAGGAGUGAGAGCUGGACUCUCUGCAGAUUUAGUGACCUAUACUAUUCUCAUAUCAGACUGUUGCAGGCGCAAUGACAGUGAGCUAGCUUUUGCACUGUGGUGUCAGAUGGUCAAGCUUGGUGUCAGACCCGACAUGCAUACAUACACCACACUAAUUACAGCCCAAUGCAAGCAAAAGAGGAUGAAAGAAAGCGAAAAGCUUUUUGACGAUGCAAUUAGAUUAGAUUUGGUUCCUACCAAGGAAACUCUCACAUCAAUGAUAUCUGGAUACUGCAGAGAUAAAAAUAUCACUUCGGCUAUGAAGUUCUUCCAUAGGAUGGGAGAAUAUGGUUGCGCACCUGACAGUCUUGCUUAUGGUGCUCUGAUUAGUGGUCUAUGCAAGGAGUCAAUGCUAGAUGAGGCCAGAAACCAGUAUCAUUCAAUGAUGGAUAAAGGAAUCACUCCAUGUGAAGUCACACGGUUAACAAUAGCGUAUGAGUUUUGCAAGAAGGAUGACCCUUCCACUGCAAUGGUCCUCUUAGAUGGACUAGACAAGAGAUUAUGGACUCGUACGGUUGAUACACUGAUCCGAAAGUUGUGCAGUGAAAAGAAAGCUGACAUGGCCGCAUUGUUUUUCCACAAAAUGCUAGAUAAAUGCCAAACUGUGAAUAGAAUUACUCUCACAGCCUUCAUGACUGCAUGUUAUGAUGGCAACAAGUAUUCCCUUCUCUCCAAUGUAAACAAAAGGAUCACGAAAGAUCAUCUGUGCUCCCUUAAUGUACACUCUGAGGAGUCAAAGUGAUGUGUUUUCCUAAGGUAUGGAUUUACUAUCCUAGACCGUGAAAGUCUCAAAAUUUUUUUGGCUUUGGGAUAUGAUGGAAUAAAGCAAAUUGGCUCUCUAAACUGUCUGCGGUUCUUGCAAUUGUGAAGUAGCAGUUGGUCAAUGCAACUUUCGACGCUCAUCAUGGGUCAUCUGGAAACAACCGCUCUAUGUUUUAAACAUAGGGAUCCGACCCCCCCUUACCCCGCAAUGGGCGGGAGCUGUUGAGGCACUGGGGUAAUGUUGUUGUUAUUCAUUCUUAUAUUCCAUCAUUUGCUGAAGAAGUGGGGGAUUGCGACUAGUCACACUACAACAAUGUUGAGUUUGAUAUAUAUACACAAAUUAGCUCAAAGUAAAUAAAUAAAAGCGGAACAAACUCCACCUUAAAACAGACCAAAUUUCAGAUUCAACAAACACACUACAAAGUCAGAGACUCAACAAAGAAAACAACUCAGGCUUAAGCGCAACACAAAGCCAUUUCUUGAGCAAAACACGCUAAAUUCAGAUAUUCAACAAACAAAACUACGAAAUCAGAGUUGUAAUCUACAAUCCUAGUUUGUAAACCUAGAGAAUGAGAAUAAUACCCCUGUAGAUCUUUUUGUUUAGUGCCUCUACUCAUCAUCUUAGUGUUGAAUAAUCUGAGACGCGCUUCUUUGUACAGCUUGUGAUCUCACGGUUCAGUCCUCUCCCCGGCUCAUUGUUGGUCGCGCCUCACAAGGAGAGCUUUGCUUCCGCUUCGUACUCAACAAAGAGGACAAGCUUCCAUCCUCUGUCUGCUUCGUUCCCCUCUCCUAGAGCCUUCUGUCUGUUGCAUCUGCUUAAGAAAAUGAGAGUGAGUAG